CCCCCUGAAAGCUGACUCAGCCAAUGAGACGGUUUGUGUCUCCACAGGAAGUAAAAGCAGAGUCAGCUUGAUGUUGAGGAGAAGGUGUGUGCAGCAGAGAGGCUGUUUAGAGGAAGAACAUUGUUCAUCUGUUUUCUGUUUGGCUUCAACAUCUCCAAAGACAUGAUGUUUUACCUCUUUCUGUCUUUAUCUCACUUCAUAGCCAUGGGUUCUAUGAACAGCAUCAAGCCAGAAAGUUCUGAAGAAGUUGUACCAGAAGGAGGAAACAUCAAGCUGAGCUGUAAAUAUGAGGGGAGUAUCUACAAUAUCCAGUGGUACAAACAGCAUCAGAGAUCCAGACCAGAGUUCCUGCUCCUCAUCACAGAGGACGGAUCCAUCAGUCCAGAGAUUACUGGUUUCUCUGCUCACAUCAACAAAACAGACACACGUGUAGAUCUGGAGAUCAUCUCAGCUAAAGUGACAGACUCUGCUGUUUACUACUGUGCUGUGAGGCCCACAGUGACA
Messenger RNA from Solea solea (common sole), 504 nucleotides. RefSeq names its product T cell receptor alpha variable 18. The record is from RefSeq and is a predicted model, not a curated record. The transcript is spliced from 2 exons. The annotation marks the transcript as partial. Lineage: Eukaryota; Metazoa; Chordata; Actinopteri; Pleuronectiformes; Soleidae.